AUGACGCCACUUCCGGCCCUGCGCAGUUCGGGGGCGUCGGGCCCGGCGCGCACGGGGUCGCUCCCGGUGAGAGCGCGGGAAAAAAAACACCCCAAAAAGGGGGCGGGGCCAACUGGGAAAGGGGCGGGGCCCGACCGGGAGAAGGGGGCGGGGUGUAUCCCAGGUGUAUUCCAGGUGUAUCCCAGGUGUAUCCCAGGUGUAUCCCAGGUGUCUCCAGGUGUAUCCAGGUGUCUCCAGGUGUAUCCCAGGUGUAUCCAGGUGUCUCCAGGUGUCUCCAGGUGUAUCCCAGGUGUAUCCCAGGUGUCUCCAGGUGUCUCCAGGUGUCUCCAGGUGUAUCCCAGGUGUAUCCCAGGUGUCUCCAGGUGUAUCCCAGGUGUAUCCCAGUUCCUGAGCGCCUGCUCGGCGGCCACGCGGGAGCACCCGGAGGUGCUGCCGUUCCUGCGCUCGCGCCACGCCCGCGCCCGCCCCGAGUUCCGCGGCUCCGCCGAGUUCCGCAACAUCCUGGGGAGGCUCCUGCGCCGCCUGCGCGGCCGCCGCGCCAAGGCCUUCGUCUACAUCAACGAGCUCUGCACCCAGCUCAAGGCCAGGGCCCUGCCCAGGCGGCUCCAGCUGCUCCCGCCCCCGCCGCCCAGUGGCUCCCAGUAUCCCAUUGGAGCGUCCCAGUAUCCCGGAGUAUCGUCCCAGUAUCCUGGAGUAUCGUCCCAGUAUCCUGGAGUAUCGUCACAGUGUCCUGGAGUAUCGUCCCAGUAUCCUGGAGUAUCGUGCCAGUGUGCUGGAGUAUCAUCCCAGUGUCCUGAUGGGUCGUCCCAGUGUCCUGGAGUAUCGUGCCAGUGUGCUGGAGUAUCAUCCCAGUGUCCUGAUGGGUCGUCCCAGUAUCCUGGAGCAUCGUCCCAGUGUCCCCAUGGGUCGUCCCAGUGUCCUGGAGCAGCGUCCCAGCGUCCCACCAGUUCGUCCCAGUGUCCCCAUGGGUCGUCCCAGUGUCCUGGAGUAUCGGCCCGGUAUCCUGAUGGGUCGUCCCAGUGUCCUGGAGCAUCGUCCCAGUGUCCUGGAGUAUCGUCCCAGUAUCCUGAUGGAUCAUCCCAGCAUCCCACCAGUUCGUCCCAGUGUCCCGGAGCGUCGUCCCAGUAUCCCGAUGGGUUGUCCCAGUAUCCCGGAGCAGCGUCCCAGCAUCCCACCAGUUCGUCCCAGUAUCCCGAUGGCACUUCCCAGUAUCCCGCUGGAUCGUCCCAGCGUCCCAACGGCACUUCCCAGUAUCCCGGAGCGUCGUCCCAGCAUCCCACCAGUUCGUCCCAGUGUCCCGGAGCGUCGUCCCAGUGUCCCGAUGGCACUUCCCAGUAUCCCGAUGGCACUUCCCAGUAUCCCACUGGAUCGUCCCAGCAUCCCCCUGGAUCAUCCCAGUAUCCUCCUGGAUCAUCCCAGCAUCCUCCUGGAUCAUCCCAGCAUCCUCUUGGAUCAAACCAGUAUCCCCCUGGAUCAAACCAGCAUCCUCCUGGAUCGUCCCAGUAUCCUCCUGGAUCAUCCCAGUAUCCCCCUGGAUCAAACCAGCAUCCUCCUGGAUCAUCCCAGUAUCCCCCUGGAUCGUCCCAGUAUCCCGACGUCUCGUCCCAGCACCCUGACGGUUCAUCCCAGCAUCCUGGAGCCUCAUCCCAGUAUCCCGGAGCCUCAUCCCAGUAUCCCAACGCCUCAUCCCAGCAUCCCAGAGCCUCAUCCCAGUAUCCCGGAGCCUCAUCCCAGCAUCCCAACGGCCCUUCCCGCCCGGACAGCUCCUCCCACCGUCCCCGAGAUGCCUCCCGGUGCGGGGGCGGCUCCCGGCGGCAGAUCCGGCACCUGGAGAACCUGCUGCGCGUCUACGCCGGCGAGAUCCGGCGCCUGCAGGAGCGGGAGCUCGACUUCCAGGAGCUCGACAGCGCAGACUCGCCCUACCUGCAGGAGAACCGGCUGAAGCGUCGGAUGAUGCGGAUCUUCCGCCGCCUGUGCCAGCUGAAGGAGUGCAGCCAGCUGACGGGCCGGGUGCUGGAGCAGCGGAUCCGCUUCCGCGGCACGCGCUACCCGGAGGUGAACCGGCGCAUCCAGCGCCUCAUCAACCGGCCCGACGCCUUCCCGGACUACUCGGACAUCCUGCGGGAGAUCCGCACGGCCAGCCAGCGGCACCGCCUGGGGCUGCCCCGCCGGCACAUGGAGAGCCUGGCGCAGGAGGCCUUCCGAGAGGUCGGCAACCGCCUGCAGGAGAGGAGGCACCUCGACCUCGUCUACAACUUCGGGAGCCACCUCACCGAUGAGUAUCGGCCUGGCACGGACCCGGCGCUGUCGGACCCGGCGCUGGCGCAGCGGCUGCGGCGGAACCGGCGCGUGGCCCUGGAGAGCCUGGACCGGGUGAUCCAGCACUUCUGUCACCGCCAGGAGCGCCGGGAAAGGAGCAGGGAGGGGGCCAGGAGGGGCAGGGGGAAGAAACAGGAGGAGGAAGAGGAAGAGGAAGAAGAAGAAGAAGAAGAAGAGGAAGAAGAAGAAGAGGAAGAGGAAGAAGAGGAGGAAGAAGAGGAGGAGGAGGAAGAGGAAGGGGAGUCCUCUGAGGCCGAAGGGUCCCCGGGGAAGGGGAAGGAGGAGGAGGAGACGGAGGGGGAGGAAGAGGAAGAGGAAGCAGAGGAGGAGGAAGAGGAAGAGGAAGAGGAAGAGGGGGAGGGGGAAGGAAGUGAAGCCACCGCUGCUGCUGCUGCCACAGGUGCCACCUCUCAGGAGGCCCCUCCCCUGCUCCUCCCCCACCCCCCCUGA
This is a messenger RNA of Myiozetetes cayanensis, 2769 nucleotides long. RefSeq names its product transcription activator BRG1-like. Gene Ontology annotation, molecular function: histone binding. The record is from RefSeq and is a predicted model, not a curated record. The transcript is spliced from 12 exons. NCBI's taxonomy places the organism in Eukaryota, Metazoa, Chordata, Aves, Passeriformes, Tyrannidae. The coding region runs from base 1 to 2769 and encodes 922 amino acids.